AUGUCAACAAGAACAGCAACACGAUCCGGCUGGGUAUCUAUCUUCAAGUGCCAGAGAUCGCGUCUGUACUCUACUCUGUCACCCAACGCACGACUGAACACUCCAACGGAUUUCGAGGCGACCUCUCUGCUCCAUCACAACUCGAGAGCUGCGUUAGCCAGCACUGAACUAUCCUCCGAUGCGAGAAAUGGCACUGCAACGCGACUGAAUCUGUUCCAAGCCAUCAACUCGGCUCUUUCACAUGCGCUUCGAACGGAUCCACGAGUCUUGCUCUUUGGCGAAGAUGUGGCUUUUGGUGGAGUGUUCCGCUGCAGUAUGAACUUGGCCUCCGAGUUUGGCGAUGACAGAGUAUUCAACACACCCUUGACCGAACAAGGCAUUGUUGGAUUUGCCAUUGGAGCGGCUUUUGAAGGAAUGCGACCUGUUGCCGAAGUCCAGUUCGCCGACUACGUAUACCCUGCGUUUGACCAGUUGGUCAACGAAGCGGCAAAAGCUAGAUUCAGAGCUGGUGUGAACGCAAAGGGACAGAGCUGUGGAGGUCUAGUCGUUCGCAUGCCUUGCGGAGGUGUUGGACAUGGUGCAUUGUACCAUUCUCAGUCUCCAGAGUCACUUUUCACACACAUACCCGGCUUGCGUGUAGUUAUGCCUCGAGGACCCGCGCAAGCCAAAGGUCUCCUCCUCGCUGCCAUUGCGAGCAACGAUCCUGUUGUGUUCAUGGAGCCAAAGAUUCUCUACCGUGCAGCAGUGGAAUACGUACCUGCCGAGGCCUACGAGAUCCCUCUGAGCAAAGCAGAGAUUGUCAAGCCGGGCAAGGACAUCACCAUCAUCAGCUACGGCACCCCGUUAUACACCUGCGCGAAUGCCAUCGAGAAGGCUGAAGCAGACUUUGGUUGCCAGAUUGAGCUCAUCGAUCUUCGGACCAUCUACCCCUGGGACCGACCUACGAUCAUCGAGAGCGUCAAGCGGACCGGAAAGGCCAUUGUGGUUCACGAGAGUAUGACCAACUCCGGAGUUGGUGCCGAAGUGGCAGCAACUAUACAAGAGACAUGCUUCCUGAACCUAGAAGCCCCAGUUGCUCGAGUCUGCGGAUGGAGCACACAUAUGGGUCUCAUAUAUGAGCGAUUCAAUAUUCCAGAUGUGACACGUAUUUACGACGCCAUCAAAACAACGCUAGACUAUUAG
Molecule: messenger RNA, 1182 nt
Organism: Aureobasidium namibiae CBS 147.97
Lineage: Eukaryota; Fungi; Ascomycota; Dothideomycetes; Dothideales; Saccotheciaceae
Product: thiamine diphosphate-binding protein
Exons: 6
Coding region: 1-1182 (393 amino acids)
Biological process (GO): branched-chain amino acid catabolic process; response to nutrient
Molecular function (GO): catalytic activity
Source: RefSeq, a predicted model, not a curated record